AUGUCUGAAAUUUAUGAGGAAGAUCUAGAGUAAUAAAUUACCCUUUCAAAAAAAGAUGCCAAUUAAUUAAGAUCAUCCUUAGAAUCUAUCUAUAUAGUUUUGCAAAUGAAAGGAAAAUAUUUACCAAAAUAUACAUCUUCAAUAAUAACCGCAGAUUAUUUAUUAACUGUUUUAUUUGAGAAUGUUUUUGUUCUAAAUGUAAAAUAGGAAUUUUGCUCAAAGCAGCAGAGAAAACAGAUAUCAUUAAAGAUCUUUUAAAAAUAGAAUUAGAAAAUGGCCAAAAUUGGGAAUUUGAUUCAAAACAUCUAUCAGAUUAAUCAUGGUGUAUAAAUUUAUUAAAAACCCUUAACCUCAACUAUCAUCUAUUCAAAAAUUAUAACCAAGAAUAAUUUGAUCUUUAAAAUUUUACAGCCUAAUAAAUGA
This is a messenger RNA of Paramecium sonneborni, 423 nucleotides long. The record is from the annotation of a GenBank genome assembly. Lineage: Eukaryota; Ciliophora; Oligohymenophorea; Peniculida; Parameciidae.